AUGGGGUUAUUCAUCUUCUUUUCUACUGUACUUGCUCUCCUUUUCAUCGUCGAGCCUUGUGCUCGAUACCUCUGGGACCCUCAGAACCUGCGUCGUUUCCCAUCCCACAAUGCUCUCUCUGGUAUCACCAAUCUUGGCUAUAUCAUAGAGCGCUGCCGCGGUUUUCGUUCCAGGGAUCUCCACGAGGCACACAAAAAGCACAGGGUAGUCCGCAUCGGCCCAAGUUCCCUAUCAUUCUCUUCUCCUGAAGCCAUCCAGUCCAUCUAUGGCCACUCCACCAAAUGCAUCAAAGGCGACAUGUACGCUGCUCCUGCAGGUCCCCACGCCAGUCUUCUAGACGUCAUAGACAAGGAGGCGCAUGCUCGCAAGCGCCGCUACAUGUCCCAUGCACUUGCUACUCGCAAUCUAGAGACAUGGGAGGACAAGGUUGCCGAUAAGGUCAGGAGGCUCAUCCAUCAGUUUGAUCGCAUCUGUGAUGAAGCUGCAUCGUCAACGAGCACCAAGGCCGGAACUGUCAACUUCCGCAAGUGGACCAACCUGUUCACCGUCGAAGCCAUCGUGGACAUUGCUUUGAGUCACAAGCUCGGAUGUCUUGAUCGCGGGGAUGAUCAAGUCACCAUCACGACCGCUAAUGGCCAUGUGAAGCAAAUCCACUACAUCGAAUGCCUUCACGCGGGAAAACGUGCAACCUCGACGCUCGUGUGGGCUACCUCCUGGUUCCGCUUCCUGCGAGCUAUUCUGACUCUUUUCCCUGGAUGGUUCCGCUUCCAGUGGUCUAAAGCGAGCCAGUUUGAUGACAUGGUUCAUCAUCUCACGAGGGUCCGAGUCGAGCGUCACCGAAACGGCGAGCACUUGGACGACAUAGUCCGAUGUCUCAUUGAGGAUAAGAAUGGUGAACUUCGCGGCCUCGAUAUUGGCGAGAUAGAAGCUGAAGUUGGUGUCCUACUUGAUGCCGGCUCCGAUACGACCGCGAUCGCCUUGACUCAUGUCAUGUACAAUCUCCUUCGCCAUCCCAAAGUGCUUCAGCGAUUGCGGGAUGAGUUGGAGGAGGCCCUGGACGAUGGUAGCCCCGUUGCUUCGUAUGGUCAAGUCAAGAACUUGCCAUAUCUACGAGCCUGUCUUGAUGAGUCCUUGCGUCUUUUGCCCCCAGUCUCAUUCGGCUUGAACCGCAAGACUGGUCCGGGAGGCGUAACCAUCGAUGGCCAAUGGAUCGAUGAAGGAAUAACUGUUGGGGUCCCAGCUUAUACGGCUCAUCGCAACCCCAAGCUGUUUCCCGAUCCAGAGCGUUACUAUCCCGAGCGAUGGCUGGAGGAAAUGCACAAGGACGCCAAGACAUCUUUUAUACCAUUCAGUACCGGAGCUCGAGGCUGCAUUGGUCGCAAUAUCACAUACAUGGAGCAGAUGAUACUCGUAGCCUCACUCGUUCAGCGCUACGAUUUCGUACUGCCUCAUGAUGACUGGGAGUUGAGUCAUGAGGAGGCAUUCAACCUUUGGCCGGGACCUAUGCCCUUGAGCAUUUCAAAGAGAUAA
Messenger RNA from Fusarium keratoplasticum, 1530 nucleotides. RefSeq lists its product as uncharacterized. Gene Ontology annotation, molecular function: heme binding; iron ion binding; oxidoreductase activity, acting on paired donors, with incorporation or reduction of molecular oxygen. The transcript has 2 exons. NCBI's taxonomy places the organism in Eukaryota, Fungi, Ascomycota, Sordariomycetes, Hypocreales, Nectriaceae. The record is from RefSeq and is a predicted model, not a curated record. The coding region runs from base 1 to 1530 and encodes 509 amino acids.